Messenger RNA from Leptinotarsa decemlineata (Colorado potato beetle), 839 nucleotides. RefSeq lists its product as uncharacterized. Gene Ontology annotation, biological process: regulation of transcription by RNA polymerase II. NCBI's taxonomy places the organism in Eukaryota, Metazoa, Arthropoda, Insecta, Coleoptera, Chrysomelidae. Gene Ontology annotation, cellular component: nucleus. The record is from RefSeq and is a predicted model, not a curated record. Gene Ontology annotation, molecular function: DNA-binding transcription factor activity, RNA polymerase II-specific; sequence-specific double-stranded DNA binding.
AUGAGUGACUCUGAAGAUGAUUUUUUGUGGUGGCUCAAACAAGAAACUAAUGUUCUCCUUAAUAGGAGACGUAGGAAAAAGGUGUGGUUUCAAAAUAGAAGAGCGAAAUGGAGAAAAACUGAGAAGUGUUGGGGAAGGAGUACAAUAAUGGCUGAAUACGGGCUCUACGGUGCAAUGGUGAGGCACUCCUUGCCUCUUCCCGAUACUAUCCUCAAGAGUGCGAAGGAAAAUGAAAGUGUAGCUCCCUGGCUGUUAGGAAUGCAUCGAAAGUCCAUAGAAGCCGCCGAACACCUGAAAGAAGACAGCGCCAACAGCGACCACGAAGAAACGACGUCCAUGCGGACUGACGUCAGCGACACGAGCGCCACCUCCAGUCAGCCACCCACCAACCUCGUGACCUCGGGCGAAGCGGCUGAAAGUCAACACCCGUCGAGCAGUGGCAGCGCCGCCGCCCAACAGACCUAUCCCGAAGAUCCCGAAGCGUUCCGAAACAACUCGAUCGCCUGCCUCAGGGCGAAGGCGCAGGAGCACAGCGCGAAACUUCUCAAUCACAACUUGAUGUUGCACGUCAGGCCGCCCCCGAGUUGCGACGCCAAUGCGAAUAAUCUGCAUCGGCAGGAGGUUGUUAGUGGCGGCGAAGGAUCUGGGAUGUUUUGACCCGGCUCGCAAGGGUCAGCGUAAGAUUUCGUACUAUUGUAAAUUGUUUUUCGUCGGUACGCCACUGGGGAUUGUCGGUGUUCUGUUUUUGUUUGAGUUGUUCGGGAGGUUGGAAAAUAAUUUGAUUUGAAGUGCCGUCAAUGUUUACUUGAAACUUGCAGUAGGUACAAUUAUUUUUUUAA